AUUUCUACUUAUAUUAUUUUACAUUUCUACACUCCUAUAAUGGUUUGAGCGGAAAAAUGAAGACACCGCCCAGUCGAUCGGCUCGGUCGGUAGAGCAAACCGAGCGUACACCGCGCGGCGAGCCUAACUCCUGAGCUGUCAGCUGCAGCAGCAGCACUCUCAGUAGUACCAACCAGCUCGACAGAUACACCCGGAAGAUACGAAAGUCAAUUUGGGAGAGCAGCAUGAAUCGUUUUAAGACCUCCAAAUUCAAAAACACCACUCCGAAGGUUGCCAAGAAAGAAGGAUGGAUCAACAAUGUCCACGCUGGCUCCUUCUCCUGCCAGGGGAACCACAUCAAAGCAAGCUCAAGGCUGGUGGCUUUCAACACUGGUGGUGGGAUGGUGGGCCUGACCUCAGUCAACCCUUCAAAUAGCCAGUGGACUGUCACCCAGAUCUCCUGCCAUUCUGAUCUGGUGACUGAUAUGGACUUUUCUCCUUUUGAUGAGAGUCUCCUUGCAACCUGCUCUUGGGAUGAAACGGUAAAGCUGUGGCGUUUGUGUGAUCCAGAGCAGGACCAGCCCAGCAGUCCAGAACUCACCCUGCAGCCAGGCCAGGGUAGGCUCGAGCUCGUGCACUUCCAUCCCACCUCCUCGGGCCUGCUGGUUGUUGCAACUGCUAAGUCUCCUCUGAUUUGGGACACCAGCAAGCAAGAGGCGCCCCUUGCAGCCUUGGAGCAGCACAGCGACCAGUUGCAGAGUCUCAGCUGGAAACAGGACGGCUCCCUGCUUGCAUCCUCCAGCAAGGACAAGAUGUUGCGAGUGUUUGACCCCAGAGCCCAGCUGACGCCUGUUCAGAACGCCAAGAGCCUCCAGAGCAAUAAGGAUUCCAGGAUCCUGUGGGCCAAAGACGGCCUUUUACUGACCACCUGCUUUGAUAUGAUGCGAGCUCGUGAAGUCAGACUUUGGGACAGCCGGAAACUCAGCUCUUCAGUCAGCUCGCUGUCACUCGGCACCUCCAGUGGGUAA
This is a messenger RNA of Girardinichthys multiradiatus, 1007 nucleotides long. Its product is annotated as coronin-7-like. The transcript is spliced from 9 exons. Gene Ontology annotation, molecular function: protein binding. The record is from RefSeq and is a predicted model, not a curated record. Lineage: Eukaryota; Metazoa; Chordata; Actinopteri; Cyprinodontiformes; Goodeidae. The coding region runs from base 225 to 1007 and encodes 260 amino acids.